Molecule: messenger RNA, 460 nt
Organism: Protomyces lactucae-debilis
Lineage: Eukaryota; Fungi; Ascomycota; Taphrinomycetes; Taphrinales; Protomycetaceae
Exons: 2
Source: RefSeq, a predicted model, not a curated record
AAAGCUAUGAUCCGAGAGGGGAUAUAGAAUCAGGUGAAGUGUUGUGCGCAGGUGCAAUGGUAUAUGGAGCACUGACCCUGUAUCCGAAUGCUUGAGAGCUUUUGUGGUGCAGCGGGAAAGUCGUCCCCAGCCCAACAGGUGUAUGAGUCAAUCCGAAGUUCGAGUCUCGAUGGGGACAGUGAAAUAUCGAAUGCUGCUGUCGCGAAGGCUCGGGGUCACAGGCAUGGGUCGACGAUAGAUCUCCAUGUAGACCUCAGGAAGCUAGGCGCAGUGUUGAUAGACGCAAAAGCUAUGAUCCGAGAGGGGAUAUAGAAUCAGGUGAAGUGUUGUGCGCAGGUGCAUCUUGAGUUUACUAGUCCUCUGCUAGACUAAAGGCAGCGCAGCCGCUCUACUUAUGUCCUCAACCUGCCAGCGUGUCAGCUUGGGCCCCUGAUCGUCGCAUCAUCAAUGAGCUCCUGAA